CCCUUUUUUCUUUAUCCUUUUCCUCUCUAUAUACUAUAUCUUCUUUUACACAAAAAAAUUCAUGGAGAGAACUAAAGAUAGAGAAACUCAAGAUUUCAUGAAUGUUGAGUCUUUUUCUCAACUUCCCUUCAUGAGGCCAACAAAAGAAAAAGGCGCCAUUAGGCUUUUUGGCAAAGAAUUACUAGGUACUACUAUUCGUCAUGAAGAUCAAUCAAAUGACAUUCAUGAUAGUAUUGGAGAAACUGCAGAAAUUAACAACAACAGAAAAUUUGAAUGUCAAUAUUGUUGUAGGAACUUCCCAACAUCACAAGCCCUAGGAGGACAUCAAAAUGCGCAUAAAAGAGAACGUCAACAUGCUAAAAGAGCUCAAUAUGCAAAAUAUCAGUACAACACUUAUUUUAAUUCAGCGUUGUACAAUACUAGUAGUACUACUAGUGGUGGUUUUUAUGGAAGUCAUGUGAAUAAUAACGGCCAUAGCCAUUAUUAUUCACAACAAAUUAAUCGCGAUAUAAAUGAAAAUCAUCGCUCAUUUGCAGCGUUAUGGAGAGUACCUCAUGUUCAUCAUAGUAGUAUUAGUAGUAGUAGUAGUAAUUCUUAUUCUCCUAAUAAUGUUUCUAAUUUUGUUAGGCCAGUAGUUUAUAAUAAUGUUGAUGGAGAUUUGAAGAAGAUUAACACAAAGAGUAGCUCAAUUUCUGUAACCAGAUUUGGGUAUGAAUUGAAAGAAGGAGUACUUCAUCAAGAUCAUGUGAUGCUUUCAACAAGUUUUUUUUCAUUCUCAAAAGCUCGAUCAAAUCCGAGAUAUAUGAUUAAAGAUGAAGGAAUCUCAAUCAUCCUACACCUGUCGAUUGUACCGACAUAUUGCUUUCAAUACAAUCAAUGCAUGUACAUCAAAUAAUUAAUGACAUUUCUCUCAUGCUGUGGACCAGCUCUU
This is a messenger RNA of Solanum stenotomum, 931 nucleotides long. Its product is annotated as zinc finger protein GIS-like. The coding region runs from base 62 to 895 and encodes 277 amino acids. Gene Ontology annotation, biological process: trichome morphogenesis; trichome differentiation; response to gibberellin. The record is from RefSeq and is a predicted model, not a curated record. The transcript has 2 exons. Gene Ontology annotation, molecular function: DNA-binding transcription factor activity. NCBI's taxonomy places the organism in Eukaryota, Viridiplantae, Streptophyta, Magnoliopsida, Solanales, Solanaceae.